This is a messenger RNA of Cooperia oncophora, 1092 nucleotides long. Lineage: Eukaryota; Metazoa; Nematoda; Chromadorea; Rhabditida; Trichostrongylidae. The record is from the annotation of a GenBank genome assembly.
AUGGAGGACGUGCCGAUAGCUUUUCAGCAGAGGAAGCUGACUUCAUCCGGUUAUUCUGGUCCUACUUCACGACGCAGCGCUUCAGGGAAUGCUUCGAAGCGAAGCGGCGACAAUAAAGAGAACGAGUUGGCAAGCAGAUAUCGCAAUGGCGGCAAUCAAGGCACUGCCAAGCACUCCUCCAUCGUCAAGCGUUCUUCUUUACCGACCGAAUCGAAUGCGUCUGAAGAUGAAAGCAGAGGAUGCUCUUCCGAAGGAAGACCUGAACCCGAUCCAAGUCUUCGUCGCGUUGAUCAAUAUGUUCCUGGUAAACUGCUUUACCGUCAUGAUCCUGUCAAGAAAUUCGAGCUGUACAGGGAGGAGUGGGCGCGAAGGCCUGCUAUAGGUGAAGAAAAACGACUUGCCCUGCGGUGGAAAGUACGCGAAUAUAUGCUGAGAGAAAGUCUUCCAACGCACAGCAUGUCACGAUUUUUGAUUCGUCAGCAAGAAAAAUUCGUCCAAGCUCUAGGAAAACACAACAUUCCAGGAUUACGGUGGUUACUUGAGGGCUUCAAUUAUUACGAUAUUUCACGAGUGAAGGAGGUCGGCCCCGACCGUGCGGCAGCAGAGUGGAUAGUUCGGUGUGGAGGCGCCGUCAAAUUCGACAAAAUUGCUGAUACCUUCAAUGACUAUAAUGCGCUGAUCAAGAGAUGUGCUGAACUCGAUCCCAGGGUACCAGCGGACAACGUGAAAGUCACGCAUAUUCAUGCUGUGGAUGCUUCAGUUACCGGCUACGGUUGUCGUCACUUCGCAGGACUAUCUGGAAUUAAGGAAGUGGAAUUCGUUCGCUGUGAUAACCUACACGACUUCGGAUUGGAAUACAUGGCGAAAGCUGUCGGAGCACACCUGGAACUCUUAAAAAUUGAUGGAUGCCGGCGUAUUACUGAAUUUGGAUUGGCUCAUUUGGAAAAGUGCAGGGAUGAUCCGGGAAAGGGAGUAAAGUCAGCAUUCCUUCGUGCAGACAUUAAACUGGACGUCCCCGAACCGAUCUCAGUCUACGGCACUCCAUUAGAAGUGUGGAUGGAGAAGCUACUCGGCUAUUCCCGCCGCAUGUAA